This is a messenger RNA of Rhineura floridana, 1796 nucleotides long. It is a transcript of the gene GOLPH3L, whose product is annotated as golgi phosphoprotein 3 like. The record is from RefSeq and is a predicted model, not a curated record. The coding region runs from base 200 to 1057 and encodes 285 amino acids. The transcript has 5 exons. Gene Ontology annotation, molecular function: phosphatidylinositol-4-phosphate binding. NCBI's taxonomy places the organism in Eukaryota, Metazoa, Chordata, Lepidosauria, Squamata, Rhineuridae. Gene Ontology annotation, biological process: retrograde vesicle-mediated transport, Golgi to endoplasmic reticulum; Golgi vesicle budding; Golgi organization. Gene Ontology annotation, cellular component: trans-Golgi network; Golgi cisterna; cytosol.
UUCUCAGGGAUACCAGGAAGCUGAUGUGCGGGGGGUGUAUUUCCCCCCCCUCCUCCUCUGCAACCUUCCUUUUGGGUAGAUGAACCAGGAAGUAAAGUUUGCACUGCUUGGGAUUCUCCAGCUUUCCUAUUGAGAGGCAAGCAAACAAUCUGAGCAAGAGGUGGAGAGAUCAGAUUAUUACAGGCACAACGGGGAGACCAUGACGACAUUAAUUCACCGGGGGAGGCGUGCGGAUGUUGGCCGGAAUGUUGACAAGCGGACGGAGGGCGAGGAGGACUCGGCGCCAGACCAGUGUUUGGGCGAGGAAGAUCCCAGCGAUUCCAAAGACAUCCGCCUCACCCUGAUGGAGGAGGUGCUGCUCCUGGGCUUGAAAGAUAAAGAGGGCUACACGUCUUUCUGGAACGACUGCAUCUCCUCAGGUCUCCGUGGGGGCAUCCUCAUUGAGCUGGCGAUGAGAGGAAGGAUACAGCUCGAGCCGCAGACUAUGAGGAAAAAACGCCUGCUUGACCGGAAGGUUCUUCUGAAGUCAGAUGCCCCGACCGGAGAUGUGCUCCUGGACGAGACGCUGCGACACCUUAAAGCCACAGAGCCUGCUGAGACCGUGCAAACCUGGAUUGAAUUGCUGACAGGCGAGACCUGGAACCCCUUCAAGUUGCAGUACCAGCUCCGCAAUGUCCGCGAGCGGAUCGCCAAGAACCUUGUGGAGAAGGGGAUCCUGACGACCGAGAAGCAGAACUUCCUCCUCUUCGACAUGACCACCCACCCAGUCACCAACACCACAGAGAAGCAGCGCUUGGUGAAAAAGCUCCAGGAGUGCGUCCUGGACAGAUGGGUCAACGACCCCCACCGCAUGGACAGGCGGACCUUAGCCCUGCUGGUCCUGGCCCACGCUUCCGACGUGCUGGAGAAUGUCUUCACCAGCCUGGUCGACGAGAAAUACGACGUGGCGAUGAACCGGUCCAAGGACCUUCUAGAUAGAGACCCCGAAGUGGAGGCCGCCAAAGCAGGUGGCACUGAGAUGAUUUGGGCUGUGUUGGCGGCCUUCAAUAAGUCCUAAAUUCCUCCCAGUUGGGUGAGGUUGUUCUGAGUGGGUUUUGACCCUCUUCCUCUCUAGGAUUGAACCUUUCGUUCUGUGGAAUCUUCCCAUGCUCCUUAGCAGCGGGCAUUGGUGACUUGCCAUGCCCAACCGCCACCACCACAGUUGUUGGGCAUGGUGGGCGACAUUCUGUUACAGGAAUGCCUAUAUCUUCACCACCUCCUCCUCCUCUUCCUCAGAUUGGGGAUUUGUUAGGUUGAAAGAAUGAGCUGAGAAGUUCGUGCGCCGUUUUCUCCUCCUCCCUGAAACACUUUCUCCCCUCCUCCCUUUCCACCCCCCCCAUGCCGUUAAAAUGAAGGUCUUUGUCUGCUAGCAAUGGAUUGAGCCGUCUGUUUCUUUUAUUUCAACCCCUUUUCCUUUUUGCUGUUUUAGGGAAGAAUGAAUUGCGACGUGCGUUUGGGAUAUUUUUUGUUCUUUUUUUGUGUGUGUAUUUUUUAAUCUUAUCAUUCCAACCUCUGUUCUGCCCGGUCUUGUGUUUUGAUCCAGUUUUUCCUUGUGCUGUUUAUCCUUGUGUUCUGCUGAAAAAGACCAUUACAGCACAAAUCUCUAUGCAAUCUCUUGUGUGUGAUUCCUCCCCCUUUUGAUUCUGAGGGGUUCCAUCCCCUUCCCAAUUGCGUGUCGUGCUUAAGUAUGCAGGGAAUACCCAUAACUGAUGUUCCAUGUGUUCCGGGAUAAUGACAAAUUAAAUGUUGGAUCCAGA